Molecule: messenger RNA, 3990 nt
Organism: Lynx canadensis (Canada lynx)
Lineage: Eukaryota; Metazoa; Chordata; Mammalia; Carnivora; Felidae
Gene: LGR6
Product: leucine rich repeat containing G protein-coupled receptor 6
Exons: 18
Coding region: 1-2904 (967 amino acids)
Biological process (GO): G protein-coupled receptor signaling pathway
Cellular component (GO): membrane
Molecular function (GO): protein binding; protein-hormone receptor activity; G protein-coupled receptor activity
Source: RefSeq, a predicted model, not a curated record
AUGCCCAGCCCGACCGGACUCCGGGCGCUGUGGCUUUGCGCCGCGCUGUGCGCCUCCGCGCGCGCCGGCGGCGCCCCCCAGCCCGGCCCGGCGCCCGCCGCCUGCCCGGCUCCCUGCCACUGCCAGGAGGACGGCAUCAUGCUGUCUGCCGACUGCUCUGAGCUCGGGCUCUCCGCCGUGCCCGGGGAUCUGGACCCCCUGACGGCUUACCUAGACCUGAGCAUGAACAACCUCACGGAGCUGCAGCCUGGCCUCUUCCACCACCUGCGCUUCCUGGAGGAGCUGCGGCUCUCAGGGAACCAUCUCUCACACAUCCCAGGACAAGCAUUCUCUGGCCUCUACAGCCUGAAAAUCCUGAUGCUGCAGAACAACCAGCUGGGAGGAAUCCCCGCAGAGGCGCUGUGGGAGCUGCGGAGCCUGCAGUCUCUGCGCCUAGAUGCCAACCUCAUCUCCCUGGUCCCGGAAAGGAGCUUUGAAGGGCUGUCCUCCCUCCGCCACCUGUGGCUGGACGACAAUGCACUCACCGAGAUCCCUGUCAGGGCCCUCAACAACCUCCCUGCCCUACAGGCCAUGACCCUGGCCCUCAACCGCAUCAGCCACAUCCCUGACUACGCCUUCCAGAACCUCACCAGCCUUGUGGUGCUGCAUCUUCAUAACAACCGCAUCCAGCAUCUGGGGACCCACAGCUUCGAGGGGCUGCGCAAUCUGGAGACGCUAGACCUGAAUUAUAAUGAGCUCCAGGAGUUUCCUGUCGCCAUCCGGACCCUGGGCAGACUGCAGGAACUGGGGUUCCAUAACAACAACAUCAAGGCCAUCCCAGAAAAGGCCUUCAUGGGGAACCCUGUGCUGCAGACCAUACACUUUUAUGAUAACCCAAUCCAGUUUGUGGGAAGGUCGGCGUUCCAGUACCUGCCUAAACUGCACACGCUAUCCCUGAAUGGUGCCACGGAUAUCCAGGAGUUCCCAGAUCUCAAAGGCACCACCAGCCUGGAGAUCCUGACCCUGACCCGCGCAGGCAUCCGGCUGCUCCCACUGGGGAUGUGCCAACAGCUACCCAGGCUCCGAGUCCUGGAAUUGUCUCAUAAUCAAAUCGAGGAGCUGCCCAGCCUGCAUAGGUGUCAGAAGCUGGAGGAAAUUGGCCUUCAGCACAACCGCAUCUGGGAAAUUGGAGCUGACACCUUCAGCCAGCUGAGCUCCCUGAGAGCCCUGGACCUGAGCUGGAAUGCCAUCCGGUCCAUCCACCCUGAGGCCUUCGUGACGCUGCGUUCUCUAGUCAAGCUGGACCUGACAGACAACCAGCUGACCACACUGCCCCUGGCUGGCCUUGGGGGCUUGAUGCAUCUGAAGCUCAAAGGGAACCUGGCUCUGUCUCAGGCCUUCUCCAAGGACAGUUUCCCAAACCUGAGGAUCCUGGAGGUGCCCUAUGCCUACCAGUGCUGUGCCUAUGGUGUCUGUGCCAGCUUCUUCAAGGCCUCUGGGCAGUGGGAGGCUGAGGACUUUCACCUUGAUGAGGAGGAGCCUCCAAAGAGGCCCCUGGGCCUUCUUGCCGGACAUGCUGAGAACCAAUAUGAUCUGGAUCUGGACGAGCUGCAGCUGGAAAUGGAGGACACAAAGCCACACCCCAGCGUCCAGUGUAGCCCCGUUCCAGGCCCCUUCAAGCCCUGCGAGCACCUCUUUGAGAGCUGGGGCAUCCGCCUAGCUGUGUGGGCCAUCGUGCUGCUCUCCGUGCUCUGUAACGGGCUGGUGCUGCUGAGUGUGUUUGCCGGUGGCCCUGGCCCCCUGCCCCCGGUCAAGUUUGUCGUAGGCGCGAUUGCAGGUGCCAACGCCUUGACUGGCAUUUCCUGUGGCCUCCUAGCCUCAGUCGACGCCCUGACCUUUGGCCAGUUCGCCCAGUAUGGAGCCCGCUGGGAGAUGGGACUGGGCUGCCAGGCCACAGGCUUCCUGGCAGUACUCGGGUCCGAGGCCUCCGUGCUGCUGCUCACCCUGGCCGCCGUGCAGUGCAGCGUCUCCGUCUCCUGCGUCCGAGCCUACGGGAAGGCACCCUCCCUGAGCAGUGUUCGAGCAGGGGCCCUGGGCUGCCUGAUGCUGGCCGGGCUGGCCGCGGCCCUGCCCCUCGUCUCAGUGGGAGAAUAUGGGGCCUCCCCGCUUUGCCUGCCCUACGCCCCACCCGAGGGCCAGCCGGCUGCCCUGGGCUUUGCCGUGGCCUUGGUGAUGAUGAACUCCUUCUGCUUCCUGGUAGUGGCCGGUGCCUACAUCAAACUCUACUGUGACCUGCCGAGGGGCGACUUCGAGGCUGUGUGGGACUGCGCCAUGGUGAGACACGUGGCCUGGCUCAUCUUUGCAGAUGGGCUCCUCUACUGCCCUGUGGCCUUCCUCAGCUUUGCCUCCAUGCUGGGCCUCUUCCCUGUCACCCCUGAGGCCGUCAAGUCUGUCCUACUUGUGGUACUACCCCUGCCGGCCUGCCUCAACCCACUGCUCUACCUACUCUUCAACCCCCACUUCCGGGAUGACCUGUGGCGGCUCUGGCCCUGCAUGGGGACCUCAGGGCCCCUAGCCUACACUGCUGCCAGCGAGCUGGAGAAGAGCUCCUGCGAUUCUACCCAGGCCCUGGUGGCCUUCUCUGAUGUGGAUCUCAUUCUGGAAACUUCUGAGGCUGGGCGGCCCCCUGGGCUGGAGACCUAUGGCUUCCCCUCGGUAACCCUCAUCUCCUGUCAGCAGCCGGGGGACCCUAGGUUGGAGGGCAGCCAUUUUGUAGAGCCAGAAGGAACCCACUUGGGGAACCCACAACCCUCCAUGGAUGGAGAACUGCUGCUAAGGGCAGAGGGAGCCAUGUCAGCAGGCGGGGGCUUGUCAGUGGGCAGGGCCUUCCAGCCCUCUGCCUCGGCCUUCGCCUCACACUUAUAAAUGUCCCUCCUCACCCUUCUCUUCCCAUCUCUUCCCUUCCCUCUCGUCCCACUCCAUGAAUGAUGGCUGCUUGUAAAAUAAAUUCAACCAAAACUCAACAGCGUGAUCCACAGCAGGGACUGGACCAUGGCUUCCAUUGGUCUCUCUCCCGUGGCCACCACCAGUGUGUGCUUCUUGGCUUGGUUUCCCCUUGGCCUUCCUCUAGGCCUCUUCCCGGUCAUGUCUGAAGCUGUGGACCAGAGAUGGGGAAAUUUCUCUGCCUAAGGAAAAUGAAUGACUGGGGUAGAGGGCUGAGCAGGUCAAGGAUCAGGGUACAAUGGGGCAGGGGGACCUCACAGAGAAAGACCUAUUGGGGAACUGCCAAAGGGCACUUGAGCAUCUACCCUGUGACUCAUGGACUACAUACAAAAUGUGUUCUGUGUCCUGUUAAUCUUGAGCUAUGCCAUGCAAAAAGACUCUCUGUUAAAAGAAGUUUUAGAAGAUACUACACAAUUUGUCCUUUCUUGGAGAGUCACAGUACAUAUUAGUAUAGUAAAGGCUAUGAGAAUUCCUGCAGCAGUAAAAUCCGUUGAACUUUGUUUAACCCAGCUCCCCCAGAUUAUUUGACAACAGGUGUUUGUUUGGUUGUUGGUUUUGUGGGAUAUCUAUUAACAUCUCACAGAAUUUAACACUGCUAUUUCCCAGGGCCCUCAUUUCUAUACCACCUAGUGCUACUCAGUGACAUCACAAGAUGCCACAAGUCCUAGAAAACCCCGAUCCUGGGAGUUUCAUCUGGGGUAAAGUUGGUGAUUCCAUCAACCAGAGAAGAUUCUCCACACUCUCUACCUUGCCAUCCCUCUUGCCCUUGGAAAGAUGGUGAAGAGGCUGCCUUUGUGGUUCUAACCUCUACCCCCCGGAAAUGGGGCAGGGAUAAAGGGAUCCCACAUUGGCUCCCACCUCCUUCCUAAGCCCAACCACCAAUGAAACUUCUGCCCUCAGUAAAAGAGAGGGUUCCUGGAUCCUGGCAGGGUAUACACAGGGAAGUCCAUGGCUGUCUGGCUUCCUCCUGGCUCUAAGUUGCCUUCCUGUGGUUCUCCACCAUAUGAC